This is a messenger RNA of Zasmidium cellare ATCC 36951, 2424 nucleotides long. RefSeq lists its product as uncharacterized. Bases 1 to 2424 code for a protein of 807 amino acids. NCBI's taxonomy places the organism in Eukaryota, Fungi, Ascomycota, Dothideomycetes, Mycosphaerellales, Mycosphaerellaceae. The transcript is spliced from 2 exons. Gene Ontology annotation, molecular function: transmembrane transporter activity. Gene Ontology annotation, biological process: transmembrane transport. The record is from RefSeq and is a predicted model, not a curated record.
AUGGAUGGGCGAAACACACACAGUCGGGGCGAUGCUGUCUUCAGCGUCACUUGUGCCCUCCUCGGCGCUUCUUUCCUCUUCGUUCUCCUCAGCACGCUCUCAAGGGCCUUCAUCGUUCGGAAAAUCGCAGCAUAUGGCUGGCUCCUGGUGUUAUCAUGGAUCUUGGGCUUGGGCAUGUCUGUCGCCGUCUGCUACGCAACUAAAUACGGAUUGGGAUUGCACCAACAACAUAUUCCUGCGGAAUGGAUGCCAGUGCUGGGCCGGGCGAGCUAUGUCUUUUCGAUUUUGUACAACCCGGCGCUUAUGGCACAGAAGUCCGCGAUCCUCUGCUUGUAUCUGAACAUCAUGUCGAGCAAUGAUAUUUGCAGGUGGUUCACCAUCGCUACUCUGGUCGUGGUCAACGUGGGCGGGCUGACGCUUACAUUGUUGAGCGCGUUUCGCUGUCACACACUCGGUGCAGCUCUCAACAUAGCUUCUGCUCCAGGCGUUGGAAAGUGCAUUAGCCUUUUGACGAUAUACUUAUCGUCAGCACCUCUCAACAUCGUCACGGACAUUGUGAUCCUACUUAUUCCCAUGCCGCUCCUGGCGAGCUUGCGACUUCCUGGAUCACAAAAGGCAGCAAUCAUCUUUGUCUUCAGCGUCGGCAUCUUCGUUGCGGCUGUCGACGUAGUCCGGAUCGCCUAUUUGGAGCGUGCAUCUCAGUCGAUCCUACAAGCUGUCUUUCAAGGCACAAACGCCAGGUACAAGGACAACUCCACAGACGACUUUACGUGGUUUGCCUCUUAUAGCUACAUGUGGUCCGUGGUGGAAGUGCACGUUGGGAUCAUGUGCAGCUGCGUUCCCGCACUCAAGCCUUUGGUCCAGAAGGUCUUCUCCAAGAGUCCUCACCAAGUCGAUGAGAUUGCCGAGGAUUCCCAAUGGUUGAAGGACUACCACGCCGCUCCUGCUUCUCCGACCGAGAUGACUUGGCAAGAGUGCCUUUCUCCAACGUCCAAAGGCGAUCUGCGCAGCCUCCACCUUGAGAUCAAAUCUCCGGGCCCUACAGUACCCAGCAUACAUCACAAAGGCCAGGAUGCUUCAGCCUGGACGCCAAGUCCCGAAAAUCGAACGCUCUCCUUCGCCACAUUCGCUUCUGAGCCUUACGUGGAGCGCGUUGUGUCCAAGUCGUCUACCCGCAAAAGUCUCACCGAAUUGAGCACACGUCAAGCACUCGGCCCUGGAAUCGCCAUUUCCGUACUCUUCCUGAUAUGGGGCUUCGAAUAUGGAGUGCUUUCGGUCCUCAAUGACGUCUUUCAAAAGGCAGCGCACCUCACCCCGGGCCAACUCACAGCACUUCAUAGCUCGUACUACAUUGGCUACUUCGUGGGACCUCUGACAAUCGGCUAUCCCAUCCUGAAGAGAUGGAACUUCAAGACAUGCGGCGUUGCAGGCCUUGCAAUCUAUGCUUUCGGGACGCUUGUGUUCUGGCCGGCGGCAGUUCUCAACUCCUUUCCGGUCUACUUCAUCUCCAACUUUAUUGCUGGGGCUGGUCUCUCGAUGGUCGAAGUUGCCGCGGAUACUCUCAUCCUCCUCUGUGGUCCAGACCGGUUUGCCGAAGUUCGACUCUGCUUCAGUCAAGGCGUUCAAGCGGUCGGCACAGUCGUGGCUCCCUUGAUACUGCAACAAGCCUUCAAGGACAGCUCAUCACCGGCCAAUACGUUGGUCCAGACCCAAUGGGCAUACCUUGGCGUUGCGAUGAUUGCCACUCUUCUAGCAGUCAUCUACUUUGCACUUCCUUUCGACGAAGGCAUGGAUCAAGAAUUGACCGACGUUGUCCGCGAAGACAACAGUCCCUGGGAUACUUGCGCCGCACUACCUGUGCCAUUCAUCUUGGGAACCUUGAGCAUCUUCUGCUACGUCGGAGCACAAGAAGUCAACGCAACGUCCUUCAUGCCUUUCGUCACAUCUUACGAGCCAGGAUGGAGCAGCUGGUCUUUCCUGGCCAUCGCCCAUUCCGCAUUCGCGGUCUCACGCUUCGUAGCAGCUUUCGUGGGACUCUGGAUCAAGCCCAAGAUCAUGCUCUUUGCACUCGCGACGACAGCCGUCGUCUUCCAGUGUCUUACUGCAGGAGCAGAUCUAUCGAACGACACAGCAACCUCGAUGCUAAUGGUAGUCUUCUUUGUCGAGGGACCUAUCUUCCCCUUACUGUUUGGCACGACUUUUCGGAGCCGCAUGAGAAAGCGCACUCGACUGUCUGCGGCAAUGAUCACAGCAUCUAUUUCUGGUGGUGCGGUCUUUGCACCAAUUUCCAGCGCGAUACAGCAAGGUGGCUUGUCUACGUAUCGAUCGAGUCUGUUCGUCGCUGCGGCUGCGUUUGUGCUGGUAUGGGCCUUCUUGGGAUUCGAAGGCUUAGGAGGUAUGGUAAGGAGAAGGGGGAAGUCAUAA